AUGGCGCUCUCUGCCUCGAUGCUCCGGCUGCUGAUCGUGGUCUUUGUCGCCCUCGGCAGCGUGACCUAUGGCUACUGUGCCAGCAUCAUCGGCACCACACUCGGACAGCCCUCCUUCAUCUCCUACUUCGACCUCGAUACGCGACCAAACGCCAGCGGCCUCAUUGGAGCUACCAAUGGCCUCUUCCAGACCGGAGGGCUCUUCGGGACGUUGUCCUGCAUGAAGUCUGCUGACUGGCUGGGUCGUCGAAAGGCUUUGUUCUUCGCGAGUAUUGUUACGACCAUCGGAGGAGCUUUGCAGGCCGGUAGCGUGCAUAUCGCCAUGUACAUUGUGGCUCGCCUGAUAACUGGACUCGGCAUUGGUGCCCUCGUCACUCUUGUCCCUCUCUACCAAAGCGAGGUCGCCCCGCCCAAGAUCCGUGGCUUACUGGUGGGCGUCCACGGCAUCAUGAUCUGUGUCGGAUACACCUCCGCCAGCUGGAUCGGCGUGGGUUUCUACUUUGUGCAAGCGGCCGGAGCCCAGUGGCGCAUCCCUCUCGCAGUGCAAGCGGUCUGGCCGGCAUUGCUGGCCAUGGGAGUCCUGUUCCUGCCAGAGUCACCCCGUUGGCUUCUUGACCACGACCGCUUCGACGAGGCGUAUGCGUCGUUCAAGAGAGUGCGUGCCGAGACGUCGGACAGCUUCCUGAACGACGAAGACGCCAUCCGUGCCGACUUCACGGUGCUCCACUCUCAGAUCAUGGAGGAGAAGAAGGAACAACUGUCAACGCUGGAUCUGUUCCGGUUGCCCGGGUAUCGCAAGAGAGUGGGCAUCGGCUUCAUCAUGAUGGUUGGCGCACAGGCGACGGGGACGCAGAUCAUUAACAAUUAUGGGCCGAUGCUGUACAAGAAUCUCGGCUUCGGCACCGUUCAGCAGCUCAUCAUCCAAGCUGGCUGGAUUUCGGUGUCUCCGUUCGGCAACGGCAUCAACGCCCUCUUCGUGGAUAAAGUCGGCCGUGUCAAGAUGUUGAUCAUCGGCAUGUCCGGGUGCGUGCUCGCCCUGGUCGGCGAAGUCAUCACGCUGUCCCAGUUCCAAGAGCACGGCAGUCGUGGUGCGGCCAGUGCGGCCAUCUUCUUCCUGUUCCUGCACGUCGCCCUCUUCGCCAGCACCAUCGAUGCGACGUCGUACAUCUAUGCGUCCGAGAUAUUCCCCACACCCGUGAGGGCCAAGGGCCUGUCGCUGUCCAUUUCGGGCCUGUUCCUCACGGCUCUGGCCCUGUUGCAGGGCGCGCCCACGGGAUUUGCGGACAUCGGCUGGAAAUACUACCUGGUAUGCAUUGGCGUGACGUCGGCGGUUAUCGUGGUGAUAUGGUGGAAGUUUCCAGAGACCAAGAUGAUGUCCCUCGAGGAGAUCGGUGCCCUUUUCGCCGACUCGCCCAAGCCGGCGGGAGAGAGAGUCGAUGUCAAGGUGGCACGCAAUUCCUCGGACGUAGAGUCUGAGAAGGACAGCAGUCACGUCCAAGUAGAGCGUGUCCAGACGUGA
Fonsecaea erecta is the source of this 1518-nucleotide messenger RNA. RefSeq lists its product as hypothetical. NCBI's taxonomy places the organism in Eukaryota, Fungi, Ascomycota, Eurotiomycetes, Chaetothyriales, Herpotrichiellaceae. Gene Ontology annotation, biological process: carbohydrate transport; transmembrane transport. The coding region runs from base 1 to 1518 and encodes 505 amino acids. Gene Ontology annotation, molecular function: carbohydrate:proton symporter activity. Gene Ontology annotation, cellular component: membrane. The record is from RefSeq and is a predicted model, not a curated record. The transcript is spliced from 7 exons.